This is a messenger RNA of Hydra vulgaris (swiftwater hydra), 625 nucleotides long. Its product is annotated as zinc finger protein 593. Lineage: Eukaryota; Metazoa; Cnidaria; Hydrozoa; Anthoathecata; Hydridae. Gene Ontology annotation, molecular function: zinc ion binding; nucleic acid binding. The record is from RefSeq and is a predicted model, not a curated record.
UGGCAUACUAAGUGCAUUCCGCACAUAAAGCACAUGAAUUUCUUAACAAGAUGGGUAAACCUCAAAGAAAAAAGCGCACACACAAAAAUGUCAAAGAUUUUAAAAAGAGUCACAGAACUCGCAACAGGACUAAAGAUGUAGAUCAAAUUCACGACGAAAUAGACCUAAUUCCUUUCAAAAAAAACAACAUUCUUCAUCAACUAGUUGAUCCAGAUUUGCCUGGAGAUGGACAGUUCUACUGUGUGAUUUGCGCAAGAUACUUUAUGGAUGGAAAAAAUUUAUCAGAGCAUAAAAAGACAAAGAACCAUAAAAAACGAUUAAGGGUUAUGAAAGAAAAGCCAUAUUCAGUAGCCGAAUCACAAAUGGCUGCUGGAAUGGGAUCAUAUACUAUUAAUCCAAACAUAAAACCUAUUGGUGAAAAAACAUUGUACAACGAAUUUGCUCUCGAUGCUCCAACAUCACAAGUAGAAGAUUUGCAUAUUGAUUGAUCAUUGUGUCAAAGAUUAUCAAUUGUGAUAUUAUUAAAUAUGGUAAAAUAGUUUUUGUAUUAAAAAAUACAAAGUCUAAUUUUUUAUUUGAUGUAUUUUAAAUACAAAUUUGAAAUAUAAUUUUUUUAAUUCUUCGA